This is a messenger RNA of Plutella xylostella (diamondback moth), 3906 nucleotides long. RefSeq names its product protein turtle homolog B. Gene Ontology annotation, molecular function: protein binding. Lineage: Eukaryota; Metazoa; Arthropoda; Insecta; Lepidoptera; Plutellidae. The record is from RefSeq and is a predicted model, not a curated record.
AUGACUUUAGUCAAUGGAGUGAAGACGUUUGUUGUGAGAAUUUUCCUACUUUUUUCGCCUUCCGUCUGUAAUGAAUAGAUAGGAAACAAAUCUUUUUUACGUUAAAAUAGGUAGUGCUAAACAAUUUCUGCAUACGUGUCUAAAUGUAGUGAUAGUGCAAUGUUUUUCAAACGCAUAAUCCUGCCCGUUUUCUGCCUCGCAUUCGAAGCUGGUAUUGGUGUCUCUGGUGAGGAGGUGGAGGUGCGCGACAUCUCGGUGGACAAGGGCACCAACGUGACGAUCCCCUGCAGCGGUCUGGGGGUCGAGCCGACGCUGCCCGCGCCCAGCGUCCAGUGGGUGCACCGCGGGAACCGCACGCACCAUGAAGUCCUGGUGGACGGCAGCCUGCUGCUAAAACAGAUCAGCGCGGACGACGCGGGGGUGUACGAGUGCGGGGUGGAGAACGAGACCGCCUUCAACGACAGGAUCAACAUCACCGUCAGAACUGAACCACCACCACUAGCGAACGUGACAGUCCACGCGUCCACCAUCCUGGCCCUCAUCCUGUGGAACGUAGCCGGGGACGGCGGCCACCCCAUCAUAGACUUCACAGCACAGUACAGGUCGGCUGCCCCAGUCAAUGGCACCCUGGAGCCGUGGCGGCCUAUCAGUCCCAACCACAUCAGCCCGAAUUCGCGCCAAAUAGACGUGUACCACCUGGACACGAACGCGUCGUACUGGUUCCGCGUGUGGGCCAACAACGCGCUGGGCCCGGGCGCGCCCGUCGAGGUGCUCGCUACCACGCUCUACACCGACCAGGACGCAGAGCUAUACAAGCACUUCCUCGAAGGCGCGGCCACGUUCGACCCUCGCGCGUGGCUGGCGGCGGUGUGCGUGGUGCUGGGCGCGCUGGCGGUGCUGGCGGCCGGGACCGCCGCGCAGCUGUGCCGCGAGUGCCGCAGCGACGAUUAUAGCGAGGACCCAGACGGGAUGGAGUUGGUUCCGAACAUAAUCCUGAACCCGGGCUUCCUGGACACGGAGCCCAAGCCGCAGAGCGCGGCGUCCAUCAUCCGCUCCGCCGAGCGCGCCGGCCCGGGCAAGCCCCGGAGAGUCUGAUUCUCAUCCAUCCUCAACCUUAGGAUCCUCUACCGGACCGAUUCGUCGCAGUCAUGAUUGUUAGCCGACGGGGUCGAUGUCGAACUCUACAUGUGAAGACUGCUUGUCACUUUGACAGCUGUCAGCGUAGUCUGUGAACGCGAAUGACAGCGCCAAAGAUGGCGGCUGCGUGGUUGUGAGAGGCUACGGUUGUUUGGUAUGAAUUUAAAAUUUCACAACACACAUCUUCACCCAUUGGCUAAAACAUGACCCCUUCGGAAUUGUAAGAACAAAAUUUUAACAUACUUUUAAAGGAUUUGGACAUAUCAAGAAGUUAAAACAAUUUUAUCGUAUGAAUCGGAUCGGUGGACGGUUGUAGGGUUGCCUAAGAGCCCGUGCUUUUACAUAAUACUUAGCUUGUAAUCAUUGAGAGAGAUAAGAUUUAAGCAUUUGUAGAUAUUACCGAAGGAUUUUAAGAGGUGACAACCCUAACUCAAACGAAAACUUAUUAUAUUAACAUGUAACUUAUCCAUCCAUUGGUAUCAAUUAACGACGGUAUAAUAAUCAGAUUUAAAUUAUAAAUAUUAACAAAUAUCUUAUAGGAUUGUCACCUCUUAAACUUUAUAAUAGAUAGUCAUUAGGUAUUUUUAACUGGCCAUUUGUAUUUCAGUAGUGGGGUAAAGAUGCUUUAUGGUACAUACAUGUGACAAUGCAGAAGAUAUGAUAUAUUUCCAUUUACAUAUAAAAACGGGAGGGCUAAAAACCUGCAUUGAAACUUGUGAAAGCUUUCACAUCCAAACCUUCUACAGAUGGCCGGAAAAUUUGGCUUUAACGGGGUUGCCCUAAAAUAUAGACUAGAUAGCUCAGUUCAGUAUCAAUGGGACAUGUACUAGGGACGUGCUUGCAGUCACUUGUUGUUAAUUACUUAAUGAGUCUGACACAACGCUUUAUUCAUUUUUGUAACUAAAUAUUAUUAUAUCAGCGAAUCAACUUCGCACAAUUAUUUAUGUGACGAUAUUUUUUUUACAAAACUUUGCAACGGUUUUUGUUAAAACUCGACAAAAGUUGCAGUUUUGUAAAAAAUAUAUAAAUUUAGUCAUCCAUAAAAUCACUACGUAGCUGGCAACCCCGAGUAAAUAUCAAGGAAAGUCGUAUCACUUGGCAAUAAUGGUGCGAUUAUAGAUUUUAUCGCAAUACAAAUAACGACUGAUGUUGCCAAGUGUUCGGUACAUACAUUUUUAGUCAUCAUAUUGCUUACCGUUUAAAAACGAAUUGUUGAUGUUUGUAAUUUGUAAGAUUUGUAACUUUAAUUAUAUAUUUUUUUGCAAUAUUAAAAAUAUAUAGUGACGAUAUAUAUUUUUGUAACGAUAUCGCGAUUGGAACGAUGGUAAUUUAAUUGAUAGUGUAUUCCUUUUCUAAUAAUAUUUGAAGGUGAUUAUUUUCUGUGAUUAAUUUUGAUGUUCGAAUCUCUUUUUGUGAUGGUAUUAUUUACAUAAUUUUUUAUCAUAUAUUUUUUGAAACUACUAUCAGUUCUUAUGAAAUAUACUUUUAGGAUAAGGAUAUAAUAUUAUUAUGUACGUAUGUAGGUAUUUUAAUAUGUAUUUUUUUGAGACUGGUGGUGGUUUUACGAAUAAUACAUUGUAGUAUGUAAUAAGCAGAUAGAUCUAAGUGCUCACGACUAUUAAAACAAAGAAACGCUUUUUGCUUUUAUGAUAUAAUAUUUUGCAUCCGUGAUUAUGGCAUAAUAUGUAAGAAAGACAAUAUUAUAGGCGGUAUAUGCAUGUUAUUAAGUACCUAGACAAGUCAAUUCAGAGUUAGAUUUUAAAAAAUGCUAAUACAGAACACUAGAAGGCAAUGAAGCAUGUGACUUUGUUACAUGUUACCCGAUUUACCGAAACAUAUGUCAUAAAUUAGUAAAAAAAUUAAGGUUCACAGUUUUGGCGGAGCCUUUUGGCAGUAGUUUUUUCAUUUGAUCCGCGUGUAAAUACUCUACGUGGAAAAUAAAAAGUAAAGCACACAACAUACUGCAUGGGGAGAGCAAGUUACUUCGUUCGAGUAAUAGCGGGUAAACGUGAAUUUGUAUAGCGCGGGAGAGUUACCGCCACCUAGCGGUAUACGCGCUGCACUAGCUCCGCGCCUAUAUAGUUAAAUUGGAGUCGAUUUUCACUAGGUACUCGAUCGGUUAAGUAAAACCUCUUGGCCCUCAGAGCGAGAAUAUCGGCUGACAGAAACUAAUACUAGGGAUUAAAGUGCAAAGUAGAAAACCUUAGAGUUGUUAUUAAGGUGCAGAGUGGUUUAUUUUUGUAUACGACGCGUAUGCAUAUCAGGGGAGCCUUCGAAAGAGAUAUAAAAAGAGAUAAUUAUAGUAGAUUAUAUUCUAUCCCUUUCCCGCAUUCUGUCUGGUCUUCUCUGUGGCUCAUUGCCUUUCUGUGCUUUGUAAUUUUAUGAACUACGCUGUCUUAUGUCUAUGUCAAAUUAUGCAUUAAAAUCACUACAACAGAUAUGGUUGUAGUACAUACUAUCUAGUAUCUUUAUAAACUUGACACUUUCACCUUGUUAAUCCUUGGAGUGAGGAAGUAUUAGGUACGGAUUUAUUAAAUUGUACUUUGAGCAUAAAAUUACAACUGCAUUCAUUGCAUUCAGGAUAUUAUCAAGUUUAUUAAAAUCCUAAUACUAUGGCUGAGUAUGUGUAUUUUAACAUAAUUUGACAUAAGUAAUAGUUUAAGUAAUAUUCCUAAUCUGUGUUGUGCUCACCAUUAUAAUAUUAUCUAAAUAAUUAUAUCAUGACUCUGUCUUUAAAAUAUAUGUGCUAAUACAUGUCAAUUAAAAGUA